Messenger RNA from Babesia bigemina, 1329 nucleotides. RefSeq lists its product as hypothetical. The transcript is spliced from 3 exons. The coding region runs from base 1 to 1329 and encodes 442 amino acids. Gene Ontology annotation, biological process: rRNA processing. Lineage: Eukaryota; Apicomplexa; Aconoidasida; Piroplasmida; Babesiidae. The record is from RefSeq and is a predicted model, not a curated record.
AUGAUCGCCCUCACUAAAUUGGCAUUUCUACGACGUCAUGUCGACCGGUUCGACAUCCUCAAGAGGCAGCUGCAGAGGAGCUUCCUCAACCAAUCGCAGUACAAGAUCAGACACCGUGACGAACUCCUCAACGAUAUUGAAUCGGCCGAAAUAAACGCUUUCUUCGAGAGAGUGACCGGAGUGCCACUGGACUGCCAGAAGCCCGGUUCUAAGGACCCGGAAGAAUGCAACGUGGCUGGAGAGCGCACGGACAAAAAGCAACACGUAGCCGAUGACGGCAGGACAUCGCACGACUUUAAAAACGUAAGAACAGAAUUCGAAAGGCAGGGCAAUUUCGAAUCUAUGAGGGCGGGGAGCAGGGCACUGCAGGACCUGACCCACCAGGAACGCCAGGCACUCCAACGGUUCGAGGCGCAGUCCAGACUGGCCGACCCGGCUAACCUGCUCAACAAAGGUCGCGCCAAAGCUGACCCUAGGCGGGACGCGAAACACGUCCUGCGUCACAUGCAAAACGUGACCGACACGCACGAUGACAUGGAUGACGACGAAGGCGACCCCAGGGCUGCCGCCAUGGUCGGCGAAAACAGAUUCGAUGAGAUCGUGUCACGCAUACGAGCGCAGAUGCGCGAGGAGAAGCAGGAAAACACCAAAAUCAACAAGGCCAAGGUGCCCAAUUUCAACGGGGUCAUCGUCGACCCGAUCGCAAGGCACGUCAGGAGGAGGCGACUUCGAAUCAACGCCAUGAUCAAGGACCAAUUGCAACAAAUAAUUACGGCAAACGACCCCUCCUUCAUACUCGGAGAGCACAUCAGGGCGUCCAUUUCGCUCGAAAGGGUGGAAAUGACCAGCGGCAAGGCGACAAUAAGGUGCUACUACACCGUGAUCGGGGGUGGCCAAGACGACCAGCGCGUGCACGAAAUGCUGCAGAAGGCGCAGAAAAAGGUCAGAUUCUGCCUGGCGCGAAAACUCGAGCUCGGAUACACGCCACCGGUCCUCUUCAUCAGGGCAAACGACGCCGACGUGGCGCACGCCAAGAGAACCGCAAAGUCGCCAGAUAGCGCAUUCAACAGACCGCUGGACGUACCCAUAAAGGGGAAGGCGACAUUAACGUUAAGCUACACACUAGAUAAGAACUCAACGCGCGCAGUGCACAGUGAAAACAAUGUUGGUACUGUACUGUUAGACAAGGCGAUGCCAUUGAUUGACGGCCGCCACGGCCGCCUUCUAGUCGUGAACGCUCUGAAACACCAGGUCGCAGUUCCAGUCUUACAAAACACCCUAAUUCGAGGCGAUACCGCUGCUGUGUACUCACACAUAACGCUGAUUUAG